AUGGAGAGGCUACUACCUGAGGACCUGCAGAGAUGGAGAGGCUACUACCUGAGGAUCUGCAUCCAGAACUACUAUGCACGCAAGAGAUACACGGAGGGACUGGCACGCAGAAACCAACAGAUCAGCUCUCGGCUCAAGGACAUCCAUGAAAGCUGUAACUGCUCUCGUCCUCUUCUUCCUCUGAAGAGGUGUAACAAGGAUUGGACCAAUUUGCAGCGUGUAUUCAACUCUCCAUUCAGACCUGGGCCAGAUGAGAUGGAACUGAGGCUGCGUAGGACCAAGCCCCUGCUGCCCAGGACCUCUCCCAGGGACAGAUCCUCUCUCCUGGGUAACAGCAGCUUCUCAGCCUCCUCCAGCCCUGGGGCCCUUAGAGCUCCUGCACCGCAUACCCAGCAAGAAACCACAGGCGGGCUGGCAGGUUUUGCCCAGACCAAGCUGCUCUCUGUUGCUGUGUCCUUACUAACGUCCCAACCACCAGCCGCCAGCCGCCAGCCGCCAGCCACCAACCGCCAGCCACCAGCCACCAGCCACCGACCACCAGCCACCGGCCACCAGCCACCGGCCACCAGCCACCGGCCACCAGCCACCGGCCACCAGCCACCGGCCACCAGCCACCAGCCACCAGCCACCAGUCACCAGCCACAGACCAUGGAAGUUAGCUUUAGCUUUAAUGAUCCUUCUCUCUCUCUCUACCCAUGUAACCAUCCUUUGACCUCUAACGCCUGUGUGAACUUCCUCAGGAGUCAGACCAAGACCUUUGCCUAUGACUACUGUUUCUGGUCCAUGGACGAGUCGGAAAAGGACAAGUUUGCGGGUCAGGACGUGGUGUUCCAGUGCCUUGGGGAGAGUCUUUUGCACAACGCCUUCCAGGGCUACAACGCCUGCAUCUUCGCCUACGGACAGACAGGUUCGGGAAAGUCGUACACAAUGAUGGGUUCUGUGGACUCUCCAGGUCUGAUCCCGCGGCUCUGCAGCUCUCUGUUUGACCGCACCCUGCAGGAGCAGCGGGAGGGGGAAGGCUUCACCAUAGAGGUCUCCUACAUGGAGAUAUACAACGAGAAGGUCCGCGACCUCCUCGACCCCAAAGGGAGCAGGCAGGCUCUUAGAGUGAGGGAGCACAAGGUGUUGGGGCCGUACGUGGACGGCCUGUCACGCCUGGCUGUGGCCAGCUACAAGGACAUUGAGUCUCUGAUGUCGGAGGGGAAUAAGUCUCGUACGGUGGCUGCCACCAACAUGAAUGAGGAGAGUAGCAGAUCUCACGCUGUCUUCAACAUCAUCCUCACACACACACUCAAAGACCUGCAGUCUGGGACGAGUGGUGAGAAGGUGAGUAAGCUGAGUCUGGUAGACCUGGCUGGCAGUGAGAGAGCAGCUAAGACUGGAGCUACUGGAGAGAGGAUGAAGGAGGGCAGCAACAUCAACAAGUCUCUGACUACUCUAGGACUGGUCAUAUCUGCUCUGGCAGAACAGGGAUGUGGGAAAAACAAGACCAAAUUUGUCCCUUACAGAGACUCUGUGCUAACAUGGCUGCUAAAGGACAGCCUAGGCGGCAACAGCCGCACGGCCAUGGUGGCCACGGUGAGCCCGGCAGCAGACAACUACGACGAGACGCUGUCCACGCUGCGCUACGCCGACCGGGCCAAGAGCAUCGUCAACCACGCUGUUGUCAACGAGGACCCCAACGCACGCAUCAUCAGGGAGCUCCGAGAGGAGGUGGAGAAACUACGGGACCAGCUGACACAGGCAGAGUCUAUGAAGGCCCCAGAGCUGAAGGAGAGGCUGGAGGAGUCUGAAAAACUCAUCCAGGAGAUGACCGUCACCUGGGAGGAGAAACUACGCAAGACGGAGGAGAUCGCACAAGAGCGUCAGAAACAGUUGGAGUCCCUGGGCAUCUCUCUCCAGUCGUCUGGCAUCAGAGUGGGAGAAGACAAGUGUUUUCUAGUCAACCUCAACGCUGACCCCGCUCUCAACGAACUGCUGGUCUACUACCUGAAGGAGCACACUAAGGUUGGUUCAGCAGACUCCCAGGACAUUCAGCUGUGUGGGAUGGGUAUUCAGGCUGAACACUGCAUCAUAGACAUCACAGCUGACCAACGGGUGGUCCUCACUCCUCACAGGAACUCAAGAACGUGUGUGAACGGCUCUCCUUGCACCAGCCCUCAGCAGCUCCACCAUGGAGACCGCAUCCUGUGGGGAAACAACCACUUCUUCAGGAUCAACCUGCCUAAGUGGCGGUCGCGGGGUGGUGGUGAGGAAGAGGAGGGUGAGGGGGGCCUGAUGAAGAACAGUAGCAGUAGUGAACAGCUGGAGGGCGACGGAGACACCAACAGUGAGGUUUCCUCCGAGGUCUCCUUCUCCUACGAGUUCGCCCAGACAGAGGUCAUGAUGAAGGCCCUGGGCAACAAUGACCCCAUGCAGGCAGUGCUCCAGUCCCUAGAGAGGCAGCACGAGGAGGAGAAGCGCUCGGCGCUGGAGAGACAAAGGCUGAUGUACGAACAGGAACUGCAACAGCUGAAACGACGGCUGCACCCGGAUAGACCGUCUGUAGGACAGACAGGCAUGGCCCCCAGCCAAUCACAGGGCCAGGCUGACAGGCCGGGACAGCCCCACUACCGCAGCCUGGAGAGACUCAGCAUGUCCAACUCACCCAGCGCACAGAGCAGGCUGAAGCAGUGGAGCGAGGAGAGAGAGGCGAUGUUGACCCGGAGCCUGCGUAAGCUGAGGGAGCAGAUAGUGAGAGCUAACCUGCUGGUGCAGGAGGCUGGCUUCAUAGCAGAGGAGCUGGACAAACGCACCGAGUACAGAGUCACCUUGCAGAUACCUGCUGCUAACCUCAAUGCCAACCGCAAGCGUGAUGCAGUGCUCAGUGAGCCUGCGGUGCAGGUGAGGCGUAAGGGGAAAGGGAAGCAGAUCUGGGCUCUGGAGAAGAUGGAGAACAGACUGGUGGACAUGAGAGAACUGUACCAGGAAUGGAAGGAGUACGACGAUGACAACCCAGUGAUGCGUUCCUACUUUAAGCGUGCCGACCCGUUCUUUGAUGAGCAGGAGAACCACAGUCUGAUCGGCGUAGCCAAUGUCUUCCUGUCCUGUCUGUUCUAUGACGUCAAGCUGCAAUACGCAGUACCCAUCAUCAACCAGAAGGGGGAGGUGGUUGGGAGGUUACACGUGGAGGUGGUGAGAGUGGCGGGGGGGGUUGAGGACAGCAUGGCUGGCGGAGAGGACAAUGAGACCAGCCCCGACGGAGAGGUGCAGGAGAGGAAACUGGUCUGCAUGAUCAAGAUUCUUCAGGCAACAGGUCUCCCCCAGUACCUUUCCAACUUUGUCUUCUGCCAAUACUCGUUCUGGGACCAGGCGGAGCCCAUAAUCGUGGCCCCAGAGGUGGACCCCUCUGCCUCGUCCCCAAGCAGCAAGGACCCUCACUGCAUGGUGGUCUUUGACAGCUGCAAGGAGAUGGGUGUGUCAGUAACAGAGGAGUUUAUAGAGUAUCUGACAGAGGGGGCAGUGGCCAUGGAGGUGUACGGACACAGACAGGCCGCCGCCGGACAGGCUGACUCCGGCAGGAACCCUGCCUUCUGGGACCUCAGCAUUAUACAAGCCAAGACACGCACACUACGGGACAGGUGGAGUGAGGUAACACGUCGUCUGGAGAUGUGGAUCCAGGUGUUGGAGAUCAACGAGAACGGAGACUUCAUGCCUGUGGAGGUCAUACCUGCCAAAGACGUACGCACAGGAGGUAUAUUCCAACUGCGACAGGGCCAGUCCAGACGUCUGCAGGUGGAGGUGAAGUCUGUGCAGGACAGUGGGACGAUGCCGCUGAUAGCGGAGGUGCUGUUGGCCGUGUCUGUGGGCUGUGUGGAGAUCAGACAGACACGCCAGGCCAAGGCCAACAACGAACCCGUACAGAUGGAGGGGGAUGAGAUGGACAGCUAUCAGGAGCGUGAUCUAGAGCGUCUGCGUCAUCAGUGGCUGACGGCUCUCACCAAGAGACAGGAGUACCUGGACCAACACCUUCAGACCCUGGUCAGCAAGCCAGAGAAGACAGAGGAUGACGUGGAGAGGGAGGCCCAGCUGUUGGAAUGGCGCCUGACACUGACCGAGGAGAGGAACGCCGUCAUGGUGCCUUCAGCUGGGAGCGGCAUCCCUGGAGCUCCUGCAGAGUGGGUCCCCCUACCUGGAAUGGAGGCCCAUACCCCUGUUCUUUUCCUGGACCUCAGUGCGGAUGACUUCAGUUCCCAGGAUGCUUUGGAGGUCCCGGAGGCUGGGGGUUGGGACGCCACUCUGAGCGGAGAGGACGAGGAAGAAUUCUUUGACCUGCAGAUCGUCAAACAUUAUGAUGAAGAGGUAAAAGCUGAGGCAUCGUGGGACUCCACAGUGCACCAGUGUCCCCAGCUGAGCCGCGGUGGAGCGUGCCCGGAGCAGAGGGUGUAUCUGACGGUGCGCUGCGUGGUACAGCUCAGCCAUCCGGCAGACAUGCAGCUGGUGCUGAGGAAACGGAUCUGUGUCAACCUGAACCCCGGCAGACAGGGCUUCGCUCAGAACCUCCUCAAGAGGAUGUCCACGCGCUCCACCAUCCCCGGCUGUGGGGUCACCUUCGAGGUGGUCUCCAACAUCCCCGGGGAUGCCCAGGGUUCAGAGGACAGGGAGAUGUUGGCUCGUCUAGCCGCCAGCGCUGAGAACCCCAAGUCAGCCGACAACGAGGCGGCCAUAGAGAAAUACCUCCGCAGUGUCCUGGCUGUGGAGAACAUCCUCACUCUGGACCGACUACGACAGGAAGUGGCGGUGAAGGAGCACCUGGCAGGCAAAGGGAAGGGUAACAGACGCAGUCUCAGCUCCCCCAGUGUCCACAGGCUCUCUGGCAGCAGACAGGACCUGUCCUCUGACUGCAAUCUGGACGACAACAAGACUCGCUGGGAGAGCCAGCAGGACAUCUUCAUGAACUCGCCCCAGUUUAGCCACACCCUGCCUCGUCCCUCCUCCUCUCCCCCUACUACUCCCCCACAGAACCAGAUCCAGGACCCAGAGCAAGGUCGUUCAGGGCUUGCUGCCUCUUAUCUUUCAGUCAAAGCCCUGGUGCCACAGAUGCCCAAGCUGCUCAAGUCCCUGUUCCCUGCCCGCGAGGACAAGAAGGAGCCCCUGCGUCCCUCACCCCACUCUCUACAGCACAUGCCUCGUAUCAUCAUGCAGACGACGGGGCCUGAAGACAGCAGGAUCAGGAUAGAAUCGGUUGCUACGGUAGGGAGGACCGCCCUUAUCCCGGCCCUGACCAAUGACAGGUGGUCAGAGUCCACCGAAGCCCCUCUUCCUAUUCCGUCCUCCCAGCAUGACUAUCCCCUCAGCCCCAUCAGCGAGGCCUCCAGCGGCUACUUCUCCACUAGUGUUUCCACUGCAACCCUGACCGAGGCUUCAGCCAGCACCGCUGGUGACCACCCUGCCACCCCCCUCCGCCCCUCCUCCUCCCUCACCCUCGUAGAUGCAGGGGUGGGACUAAAGGGGAUUGAUGCUCCUGAAACUACGUUACCCAGAACCCAGCAGCAGCAGCGAGCUGGACGGAACGGUGUUACUGCUGCCUCUCCUCAGUAUGACAACAAAAUGGCCACCACAGGUCCCGGCUACAGCGUCACCACAGGCAACAAGCCCUUCUCCGUACAGAGGGUGUCGACGUCGGACCUGAAGUCGUUCCAGCAGCGCAUCCUGGGGGAGGAAGUGGAGGCGAGAGGAGGAGGAAGACAAGGGAGUUUGGAGAGACUGGAAAUCGUCCUGGACGACGAGGAUGGCGGCUGCGACUACGUGCUACCUGAUUGGCUGAGAGAGGGGGUGUACGUGAUGGUGGGAGCCAAUAAGGGCGGGACAGUGCGCUACGUGGGCAACACUGAGUUCGCCGAGGGCGUGUGGGUCGGGGUGGAGCUUGACUCUCCCUCAGGUAAGAACGACGGGUCCGUAGGCGGGCGCCACUACUUCCGCUGUAACCCUGGUUAUGGUGUCCUGGUGCGUCCCGACCGGGUUCUCCGACGGGAGCGUUCCACCAAACGGAACCCGGAGAACCGGCGCAGCGGCGAGUUCUACCAGCCCGUUCUGCGGGGAGAGUCCACUAUCAGGAGAGGGGAGAACCGCAAGUCCUGGAGCAGCUGAACUGGAGAGAAACAGGCUUGGCUGGGAGAGACCAUUAUUCUACACAUCCCUCUGUCUCCUGGCUCAGAUCAACUAGAAACACAUCCUGUUUCUAAGCCUCCAUCUCGCUUAGCACCCUGUCUCUCAAUCUCCCCCUAACUAUGCAAUACUACUGCAUCUAAUGGAAAACGGUCCCUGUCCUAUGCCCACCCGUAGCUAUGGAGCAGUACGUUAGAUCUGUCUGGGUUCAUUUCAAUAGGGAAGACCUUUACCCAACAAGCCCCUGCUGUCUCCCCAUCUGGACACAGCCUGUGGUAUGGAUUGGGCACAGGCCCUGAGUGGUUCCACAGCACCUGAAGUAGUCUACAGAGUGUUGCUGUCUGUAUGAAGUGACCCACUGGGUGGCUAAUAGGAACUGUUUCUCCUUGGGCCAAGGUUCAGGUUCUGAAGUGAUGACAUCAAUUUCUCUGAUGUCAUCAAACUCUGGUCACACUUCGAGAAUCCUUCUGAAAGAAUGAGACUACUAUUCCACCGGACUCUGACCGGAACGCCCCUCUUUUUUCAAUGGAACUGUCUAUUUUACCCCCCCCCCCCUCCUAUUUUUGAAUGGAACUGUCCCUUUUAACUAAAUGAUAUUAUCAGUCCUUUAUGUGGACUGACAUUUUAACAGUUACUGUAUCUGUUUCCCCUGUGAAGUCAUUCAUCUGAAAUGAUCGAUUCUUCCAGAAUGUGCCUUCAUGAGUUUAUUUUACUUUGUUAUAUUUCUUAGUGUUUUUAUUCGAUACACGUUUCUCCCUCUGUUGAGCUUUGACGAGAAUGCCUUGUGUAAGUGUGAGGUGAUCUCAGGGACUGCAGAGUGGACAUGGACGUACCUGUGAGAAGAUUUGUGUGUGUGUGCGCCUGUGUUUUAAAGGUUUGGCCCUUGAAGCUGAAUUUAACCAUGGCAAUUUACAGUAUAGGCUGGGAGAAAAAUGAUCCCUGCGCGUGUGUGUAUAUGCACGUCUGUGUGUGUGCAUGUUUCCGGCUGAUCUGAAAGAUGAAGCACCGUCGUUAUGACGACGUGGUUUGUGCAACAGUAAUAGCCGUUGGUUUUAAAUUGUAAGUUGAAGGAUGGUUCCACUAUGAGAAGCCCUGGGAGAAAAAUUGGUUGAAAUUGCUUUUCUCAAUGUCUUUUUAACAUCAAGUGCUCACUGGGAGAUUUUGCACGUUAGAGGUUAGUUUGGUGACGUGUGUUAGCAGAAUGGUUGUCUUUGGUUCUAGAACUGUUUGAGGAGGUAGCAGUGGUAUGUAUGCUGGACUGCUGGUCUUGUGUGUAUGUAACUUUGUGUUAAUGUUGUGGAGCUUCAUGUAACGUGUGGAUGUUGGAUGGAAGGUAGGAUCUGGUAUGUUUUAUGCUUGUCAUUGAGUUGUGUUUUGGGGGAUAAAGAUCUCUGCAUACAUUCACCAUUUGUGUGAAGAUACAGAUCUGUAAUAGGGUCUAUCAUUUACAUACAGAGUCAAUGGCUUUGGGAGAUGAAAGAAGGCAAGGUUGUGGGAGCAGUGUUUUUUCAGAUUCAGAUUGUUUUAAAAGUUAUUUUGUUUGAAACUAUGGAAUUUUAUUUAAAAUGUUAAUUGAUCCCUGAAGUUCUUACAAAAUGUAGUGAAUCUCAUUUUUAUUAGACAUUUGAAGUUAAUACUUAAAGGGGCAAUCUGCAAUUUCAAACAACAACAAAGUGGUGUCCCCGCCACAGUUUUGGUAAACGGGACUGGAGAAAUGUAACCUCUCUCAAAUUAAUCAAUGGGUGUAUAUCAUUAACUUAAACAUCCCAAAAUGGAUGUAACAACUGCAGAUUGGCUUUUUGAAAUUCCAUUGAAUAGAAAUGUAAACUGUGUAUUCUCACCUAGUGAGCGGAGGUACAAACUGUAACGAGAUGCAGGAUGGGUUUUAACACAAGUCCAUCCAGCAAGCAUGGAGCAGAGUGACAUGAAGGAUCUGAAAGCUCGACCCCUUCACCCCAACGCUAUGACAUUUCUUUUGACUCUUUAUCAUCUGAUUUAAGAGAAGCCUAAAUUUGCAAUGUUAUAUAUAUUUUAAUGGUUGUACAUAUGCCUUUAUCAUGUGAAAUAGAUAGCCUUCUAAAUUGUACUGGAAAAUAUUGUUGCUUGCACAAGUGAUUUUAUGAGAAAUGGUGCUGCUAUAGUCACUGUUAUAUAACUGUAAAUGGAUUCCAUCAUUGACAUUCUAGUCUUGCUUUUUAGCCUUCUAUACACCACUUGAGAUGGGAGAGAGUAAGGAGGAGUUGUCUAUGGGCUGAUGACUGGCCAAUUGAUAGAGAAAUGGAACGUAGCAAGUGCUUAUUUAUUGUCAUGUACCAAGUUGGUCAGACACUUUACAUUGCUCUUUCUAUAGCUAGGUGUUUUUUAAAAAGUUUGUCGUCAAGCGUUUACCGAGUGAUCAUACUUGUGGUAAUAGGAGGGGAACUGAGUGUGUGAACGCGCAGUGUUGGAAUGAAUGGAUUUGGCCUUCGUCUUCUCACCUCUGCACAGAGACUGAAGAGUGUUUUGAGAUCACUUCAGGCUUAUCUAUUUCUUUAUUUCCGUGCCUCUCUCUCUCUCUCUCAUAUCAGGAAGUAGCUCUGAUUCAAACACAUUUCAUUAACUUUUAUCGGUUAUUUCACAUUGCCGGUGGAGUCUUCGCUUCUGACUCAAAAUAGUUGCAGUGAGGCCGGGAUUCAAUCUGUUCAAACUUUGUCGGCUAUGCACCUUUUAAAAGCAGUGUUCCCGCAUUUGCGGAAACCGUCCUCAUUUCUGUAAAAAUUCACAUUUUUGUAAUUUAGCAGAUGCUCUUAUCCAGUGCGACUUACAGUAGUGCAUACUUUUCUGUACUGAAAAGCAGGUACACAUGUACCUGAAUGCUGAGUAAGGCAGGAAGAGGAAGUCAUUUGUCAAACAUGCAUCCUCUGUCUUUCAUUUCAAUAGGUGUCAUCAUGGACUUUAUAUUUGACUAUAUAUGGUUUUGACUGUUUGCGCUCAGAACCACAUCGGGGGUGUAUUCACUAGGAACCAGAAGCAAUUGAACCAAUUCAGGUAGGGAAGGGACCUACCUGAAUUGGUCCAAUAGAAACUCUUGUGUGGAGUAAAUGGAAAACCACUUUUGCUACGGUCUGCAACUAAUGAAUACACCCCUGUAUUUUAUUGAGUUUGACCCUUAGACUGUCUAUACAGUUACCCUUUCAUCAUUCCACAGAAGGCAUGUUCUGUUUUUUUUAUCAAGUGCUACUGUGAGCAUAUUUUUAAAGGCCCAAGGACACAGAUGCAACAAACCGUUAUGUGGGAAAUAUUUCAAGAGUAUACAUUUGUUUAUAUGCAUUUCCUGUGUAUCUUUGGCAACCCUGGUCCAGAGCUCAGAGCAAUAUGACACCUGCCUUUAUGUGGCCUUCAGUCUGUCCCCCUCAGAGGUUUUUAGUUAUUAAACCCAGUCUGGCAAAGCAAGACUCAAUAACUGCAAACCCUUAAACUCCCGCCAUAGAGAGAGACCUGUAUAUUGGAAGACUUUCUUCACACUACAUCAGACCCACUGCCCCAUGGGAGCUCACUAACAGACAUCAACUAGAGCAGAGAAUCUUUACCCCCAACUCAGGAGCCACGUUCCAUUUCUAAAGGGCUUUGAGCUGGAGGAAGGGACAGAAAUGGAAUUGGGCCCGAUCUUCAGACCAUUUGUACACCGGUUUCGUCAUGAAAUGGCACUCUACUCCCCAUAUAGUGCACAGAGAAUAGGGUUCCAAUUUGGACACAACGACUCACUUGAGACCAGCUCUGGUUUGUGCCUCGUCCUGAAGUCUUGAGUUAUUAUUAUAAUCAAUCAUUUGCGUGUCAUGAAGUGUAUUUCUGUGAGCGAAUGCGUGACUAUGUAUAUAUUUGCAUAUUAAGACUUAACAAUCUGAGCGCAAGUUUGGGUUUUGAUUUAAUUUAAUUGUUCUGUGUAAUUCUAUGCUGAAAUCCAAAGAAUAAUCAUGUCUUUUUUAUCACCUGGACAAUAAUCUCCCUGUAAAGGAAAGAAUAAAAAAAUGAUAAGAUUUAA
Molecule: messenger RNA, 10168 nt
Organism: Salvelinus fontinalis (brook trout)
Lineage: Eukaryota; Metazoa; Chordata; Actinopteri; Salmoniformes; Salmonidae
Product: kinesin-like protein KIF13B
Exons: 41
Coding region: 1-6129 (2042 amino acids)
Biological process (GO): microtubule-based movement; regulation of protein localization
Cellular component (GO): adherens junction
Molecular function (GO): ATP binding; cell adhesion molecule binding; microtubule binding
Source: RefSeq, a predicted model, not a curated record